Messenger RNA from Penaeus chinensis, 3701 nucleotides. RefSeq lists its product as uncharacterized. Gene Ontology annotation, biological process: regulation of membrane potential; nervous system process; signal transduction. Gene Ontology annotation, cellular component: neuron projection; synapse; membrane. Gene Ontology annotation, molecular function: neurotransmitter receptor activity; protein binding; extracellular ligand-gated monoatomic ion channel activity. The transcript has 15 exons. The coding region runs from base 185 to 2788 and encodes 867 amino acids. The record is from RefSeq and is a predicted model, not a curated record. NCBI's taxonomy places the organism in Eukaryota, Metazoa, Arthropoda, Malacostraca, Decapoda, Penaeidae.
CAUGGGUGCGGGCGGGUGAUAGCUGGAAGGGUCUCCGUCUCGUGUUCUUUCUUUCCUCGUUCUCCGCUUUAUUUGGUUUAAUUUUUUUGUCUGGUGGAGAAGGAUAAGAGAAAAGGAUUAAACAAAUCAAAUACGGAAAUAAAUAACGGUGUUAUUUUAGAAACUUUCGGAUUUAUGAUUGGUUAUGCCGCACGGUUCGUUUGCAAUGAUUUUUUGGAGAUUGACGCUGCUGAUCACUCUGCAGUCGACAUGGCACGCCCGCGGCGAGGAGGGCCUGUUCUUCCAGCCGGAGAAUCAGCUGACGACGGACUCCCACGCCUCGGUCUGGCUCGGUCCCAGCAGCGAGACCUUGUCGGACGUGACGGUCUGCUCGUGGCUCAAGGUGCAGUACUUCCGGGAGAGCGCCUCGUAUUUCUGCUCGUACGCGGUCAGCGACCAGAGGAACAACGAACUCAAUUUCGGGAUUAAGAGCACCAGGAUCUUCAUAGCCAUCGGGGGCAAGUACCUCUACGCGGACGGCACGAGGCUGUACCCGGACGAGUGGUACCACGCGUGCUUCGUGGCCAACAGCGAGAACUCUACGGGGACGUUCUACCUCAAUGGCAAGAAGAACGGCGUGAAGCAUCUGCCUCGCCAGUGCCUGCUUCUGAACGGCUCCCUUGUGUUGGGUCAAGAGUCAGACAAGGUCGCCGGAGGAUUUCAAGCUCUCCAGUCCUUCUGUGGGAUCCUUUCGGGAUUUAACCUAUAUUCCCGAAGCCUUCAAGAAUCAGAGAUCAAGGAAUUGUCCGAGUGCUCGAAACAGGUUCCCGAGGGCGACGUGGUAAGCUGGUCCUCGACGGAGUGGGAGGUUGAAGGGCCGGUGGUAAGCGUGAACAUCUCUAAGGCCGACCUCUGUCCUAAGCGCAGAUUCAAAUUCAACGUAUUUCCGAAACGCUAUGGACAGAAAGCAGCGAAAAAUCUCUGCAGAAAACUUAAGUCUACCCUCGCCACACCUCAGAGCCCGGAAGAAAACGGGGCGCUGUUCAAGCAAGCUGCCCAUUUCGCGUCUGUCUGUCAGCCUCCCAACCACGGCACGGGAUUCUUCUGGAUGGGGACGAAGAAGGAGAAAGACGAUUGGGUGGAUGCGGAGGGCACGCCCAUCAACUACACCAACUUCGGAGACUGGAGCAUGGGCGGCUACCGAUGCGCGAGCUUCCUCCUGCCGCGCUACAGAGGCAAGUGGACCGACGUGCCCUGCUCUCGCUACGAGUUCUGCGCGGCGUGCGAAGAGCCUCGUCCGGUGGCGCUGAGGAUGAGGGGCUUCUGCGGCGGCGACUACAAGGACACACUCUUCAGGCUCGACACGGAUCCCGCGACGAAUCUGCCGGCUUUUCGAGGCUUCACGAAGUACCAGAUUAAGUACGGCGAAGACAAGAAGUGGCACCUCCUCAACAUGUGGACGACGGAGACCGUGGCGACGCUCUUCUCCUACGACGCCGCCCUGCCUCUGGGCCUCAGGCAGUGGAGGAUCACCACCGGCUCCGAGAUCUGCGGCAGGCAGGAGGGCUCGACCCACGCCCUCGCGCUCUCCGCCUGUCGGGACACCGAGUACAGCUGCGGCGACGGGACCUGCAUUAGCCUCGAGGGCCGCUGCGACAUGAGGGUAGACUGCCCGGAUAACAGCGACGAGACCAGCUGCAACAAGCUGGUUCGUCCUCCAGACUACUUGCUCCAGCUGCCUCCUCCGGGAACCGAGCCGGGGCCUCUGGGGCUCAACCUGUCCAUCGCCAUCAAGGGAUUCUCGGAGGUGGAUAUCAGGAACAUGGAUCUGAGUGUGGAUUUCGCCACGACCAUCACGUGGAUCGACCAGCGACUCAAGUACAAGAACCUCAAACUGCUUCCGGAAUUUAACUACAUCGAUCCAUCAGACGUGUGGAUGCCGAACGUGGAUCUAGACAACGCCAUCUUUCCCGACAUCCACCGAACGACCCCAGUCAUCAGCGCCCUGAGGAAGUCGGCUGCCGAGCCGGAUGACGCGUCCGUGGCCAUUAAUGACGAGAUGUACGAAGGCUCCAAGAACCCACUGAGCUUCAGCCAGAAGAUCAAAGCUCCCUUCUCGUGCAACAUGGAGCUCCAGAUGUUUCCCUUCGACACGCAACACUGCCAGAUGCACCUCAGGAUCGCGUCGACGAGGGAGAACUUCUUGCGUUGGAGGAAGUUGGAGGUGGUGUACGAAGGAGAGGUCACGACGUCCGAAUACGUGGUCGGCGGGAUGACCAUCGACCACCGCAGCACGAACAACUACAGUGUGGCCGUCGUGGGCUUCGUCUUCUCCCGCCAGUACAGCUACUACAUGACCUCCGCCUUCCUGCCGUCCAUCAUGCUCAUGCUCGUGGGUUACGCCUCCCUCUUCUGCAAGCGGGAGAACCGUGACCUCCGGGUCAUGAUGUCCCUGACGACGCUGCUGGUCCUGUACUCGCUCUACCAGCAGGUGGAGGACGACCUUCCCUCGACGUCGUACACGAAGGCGAUCGACGUCUGGUUCUUCUUCGCCAUCUCCUUCAUCUUCACGCAGGUCAUCUUGCACGUGGCCAUCGACGUGCGGGUUCCUCUCCCGACGCGCUUCCCGAAACCCACGACGGUCCUGCCCAUCAACGAGAUCCCGAGCAAGAUGUUUCCUUCGAGGUCCUGCUGGAGGCCCUUGAUAGCAGCCAGGGUCUUCUACGCCAUUCUCUUCACCCUCUUCAUGGUUGUGUUCUGGAUGGUGGUCCUCAAGUUUAACGACAGAGGGAGUAUCUUGGGGUUGUAAGGGUGGUUUAAGGAGAAGGUGUGAGGGGUUGAGGGGGACGUCAGAGGGGUUGGGUGUGGAGGGUGAUGUGCUGAGGUUAGGUGGAAGGGUGGAGGGUGAUGUCUUGAAGGGGGGGGGGGGUGGAGGAGUGGAGAAAGUUGGGGGUGUUUUGAGUUUGAGAUCUAACAGGAGAUUCGAGGAUGAAGUUGGAGAUCUGCCAGGUGAUUCGAGGGUGAGGUUUACACUCUUGAAGGGAAAUCGAGGGUGAAGGUCGACCUCUUCACGAUCUGAUCUGGCGAUGAAGUUUCAACUGCUGAGAAUAAAUUGUGAUAUUUCUGCUCUUAUAGUGAAUCAGAAGAAGUUUUAACGGCUGAGAACGGACGGUGAAGUUUCAUCAUUCAAGGCAAGGAAAUUGGUGAGAUUUUUAAAUUUCUUUUCUUCUCUUUUCAUUAGAGAGAUGUUGCUCACAAAGGGAAGCAAUGUAUGUUUAAUGUACAAUGAUUAUAACAAAAUACGGCUAUCAGGAAUAUGAAAGAACUAGAGUUGGCGGUACUUGCAAAAUGCCAUCUAUUAUUCAGACGACUGAAAUUAACUCUGUUAUACUUUACAUGGAUAGAAAAGAAAAAACAACAACAUUUAUAUAAAUCAUGUGUAAGUUUUUCCUUAGAUAUAUAUAAUCAAUUUUGGUUCUUUAUAUCAUGUUGUCAUAAUGUAAUAGGAGAGCAUAGAGAAUGUCUAUAUAAAAGAAUGGCUGUAUCUUUAGAGUUACCAGAAUGUUAUAUCAACACGAUAUAAUUUGCCAAAAGGUGGUGGUAGAAUUCAAGUCCUAUGGAUUAUUAUUUUCUACUUAGUUAAAAUAGAAAAAAAAGAAUGUUUACAAUUUAUAUAAUUCACUCAAAUAAUAUCUACGCAAUAAACAAUGUGGUCCUUUGUA